Messenger RNA from Trichechus manatus latirostris (Florida manatee), 4757 nucleotides. It is a transcript of the gene PCDH20, whose product is annotated as protocadherin 20. Bases 359 to 3211 code for a protein of 950 amino acids. Gene Ontology annotation, molecular function: calcium ion binding. The record is from RefSeq and is a predicted model, not a curated record. The transcript is spliced from 2 exons. Gene Ontology annotation, cellular component: plasma membrane. Gene Ontology annotation, biological process: homophilic cell-cell adhesion. Lineage: Eukaryota; Metazoa; Chordata; Mammalia; Sirenia; Trichechidae.
UUUAUUUUAAUGCUCCCUCCUUUGCUCGCAACCUGUGGACAUAGCUUCCGACUGGUGCGGCGAAGCCGGAGGCUGGUAAGCGCGCGCUCGGGUGCCGGACCCAGAGGCGCCUAGUCGCAGUCUUCAGAGGCAAGUCCCCCAUCCCGGCUCCUCGGACUGGGUCUGGACGUACUGGCGCCAGGGGCAAGAAACUAUGACAGUGCCCUUCCGCCCCCUCUCUUUUCUGUCCCCAUUAGCGCCCGUUCUUAAUUGACGAGCCAGUGACUAUUGGCUGAAGUUCCCAGCGAUUUGCAUGAACUGAGGGAGUGUCUUCCGUCACCCUCCUGUCAGGAGCGCGCAGACUGCAGCCUCCCCGGGAAUGCGCGGCGGAGGGAAUGCGCGCAGCUCGAGGGCGCUGGCGGUGAGCUGGCGCCCGGCGACCUGGCACCCGAGCCUGGAUAUGGGCCGUCUACAUCGUCCCAGGAGCAGCACCAGCCACAGGAACCUGCCGCAUCUGUUUCUGUUUUUCCUCUUCGUGGGACCCUUCAGCUGCCUCGCGAGUUACAGCCGGGCCACGGAGCUCCUGUACAGCCUAAACGAGGGACUGCCUGCGGGAGUGCUCAUUGGUAGCCUGGCAGAGGACCUGCGGCUGGUGCCCCGGGCCUCGGGGAGGCAGGACCAGCAGGCGCCAGAGCGCGCCAGCGUCCAGCGGAACCCCCCUCUCUCCUUCAGCCUGGCCUCCCGUGGACUGAGUGGCCAGUAUGUGACCCUGGACAACCGCUCCGGGGAGCUGCACACUUCUGCCCAGGAGAUUGACAGGGAGGCCCUGUGUCUGGAAGGGGGUGGAGGGGCAGCCUGGGGCGGCAGCAUCUCCAUCUCCUCCUCCCCUUCCUCUGAUUCUUGCCUUUUGCUUCUGGAUGUGCUGGUCCUCCCUCAGGAAUACUUCAGGUUUGUGAAGGUGAAAAUCGCCAUCCGGGACGUCAAUGACAAUGCCCCGCAGUUCCCCGUUUCCCAGAUCUCAGUAUGGGUCCCGGAAAAUGCACCUGUAAACACUCGUCUGGCCAUAGAGCAUCCUGCUGUGGAUCCAGAUGUAGGCACUAAUGGGGUACAGACCUACCGAUUACUGGACUACCAUGGUAUGUUCACCCUGGACGUAGAAGAGAAUGAGAAUGGGGAAUGCACCCCCUAUCUAAUCGUCAUGGGGGCUUUGGAUAGGGAGACCCAGGACCAGUAUGUGAGCAUCAUCAUAGCCGAGGAUGGUGGGUCUCCACCACUGUUGGGCAGUGCUACUCUCACCAUUGGCAUAAGUGACAUCAAUGACAAUUGCCCUCUCUUUGCAGACUCACAAAUCAAUGUCACAGUGUAUGGAAAUGCUACAGUCGGCACUCCGAUUGCAGCUGUCCAGGCUGUGGAUAGAGACUUGGGGACCAAUGCUCAAAUCACCUACUCUUACAGCCAGAAAGUUCCACAGGCAUCUAAGGAUUUAUUCCAUCUGGAUGAAACCACUGGUGUCAUUAAACUUUUCAGUAAGAUUGGGGGAAGUGUUCUGCAAACACACAAGCUCACCAUCCUUGCUAAUGGGCCAGGCUGCAUCCCGGCUGUGAUCACUGCCCUGGUGUCCAUUAUCAAAGUCAUUUUCAGACCACCUGAAAUUGUCCCUCGUUAUAUAGCAAAUGAGAUAGAUGGUGUUGUUUACCUGAAAGAGCUGGAACCUGUUAACACUCCAAUUGCUUUUUUCACCGUAAGAGAUCCAGAAGGCAAAUACAAGGUGAACUGCUACCUGGAUGGUGAAGGACCAUUUAGGCUAUCGCCCUAUAAACCAUACAAUAAUGAAUAUUUACUAGAAACCACAAAGCUUAUGGACUAUGAGCUACAGCAGUUCUAUGAAAUAGCUGUAGUGGCCUGGAACUCUGAGGGAUUUCAUGACAAAAAGAUUAUUAAAGUGCAACUUGUAGAUGACAAUGACAAUGCUCCUGUUUUCCUUCAACCCCUGAUAGAACUAACCAUUGAAGAAAACAAUGCACCCAAUGCCUUUUUGACUAAGCUGUAUGCCACAGAUGCUGACAGUGGAGAGAGAGGCCAGGUUGCAUAUUUUCUGGGACCUGAUGCUCCGUCCUACUUUUCUUUAGACAGUGCCACGGGGAUUUUGACAGUUUCUACUCAGCUAGACCGAGAAGAGAAAGAGAAGUACAGGUACACAGUCAGAGCUGUUGACUCUGGGAAACCACCCAGAGAAUCAGUAGCCACUGUUGCUCUUACAGUGUUGGAUAAAAAUGACAACAGCCCUAGGUUUAUUAACAAGGACUUCAGCUUUUUUGUGCCAGAAAACUUCCCAGGAUAUGGUGAAAUUGGAGUAAUUAGUGUAACGGAUGCUGAUGCUGGGCGAAAUGGGUGGGUGGCCCUCUCGGUGGUGAACCAAAGUGAUAUUUUUGUCAUAGACACAGGAAAGGGCAUGCUGAGAGCUAAAGUCUCUUUGGACAGAGAACAGCAAAGCUCCUAUACUUUGUAUGUUGAGGCUGUUGAUGGGGGUGAGCCUGCCCUCUCCUCUACAGCGAAAAUCACAAUUCUCCUUCUAGACAUCAAUGACAACCCUCCUCUUGUCUUAUUUCCUCAGUCUAAUAUGUCUUACCUGUUGGUUCUACCUUCUACUCUCCCUGGCUCCCCAGUUACAGAGGUCUAUGCUGUUGACAAAGACACGGGCAUGAAUGCUGUCAUAGCUUACAGCAUCAUAGGGAGAAGAGGGCCGAGGCCUGAGUCCUUUAGGAUUGACCCCCAAACUGGCAACAUUACAUUGGAAGAGGCAUUGCUGCAGACAGAUUAUGGGCUCCAUCGCUUACUGGUGAAAGUGAGUGAUCAUGGCUAUCCAGAGCCUCUCCACUCCACGGUCAUGGUGAAUCUAUUUGUCAAUGACACUGUCAGCAACGAGAGCUACAUUGAGAGUCUUUUAAGAAAGGAACCAGAAAUUAAUAUAGAGGAAAAAGAGCCACAAAUCUCAAUAGAACCAACUCAUAGAAGGGUCGAGUCUGUGUCUUGUAUGCCCACCUUGGUAGCUCUGUCUGUAAUCAGCUUGGGUUCCAUCACACUUGUAACAGGGAUGGGCAUUUACAUCUGUUUAAGGAAAAAGAAAAAGCAUCAGAGGGAAGAUGAAAAUUUGGAAGUACAAAUUCCACUGAAAGGAAAAAUUGACUUGUAUAUGAGAGAGACAAAACCGAUGGAUAUUUCUAAUAUUUGAUAUUUUGAUGUGAAUAACACAGAGAGGUGUUUUAACUGACUUUGGAUAGUCUUCACCACCUAAACAAGAGUGGUUGAUGGCAGUUCCAAUGAAGGACAGCUAAUUUAUAACUUGUACUAUAUUGUAAAUAGCUGUUUACAGGUUUUUAAAUUCAAAUUCAGAUGUUAUAAAAUGUGUACAGCAUUUUUUAAAUGAAAAAUUAGUACUAACGGCUAUAGAAGUGUUAUAAAAAGCUUGGAUAUCAUUUGCAGCUUUCAUACACCAAGCAGAUCAUUGAUAAAACCUGGGAGAAAGGUAAGACUAUGGUACAUUGAAUUUUUUGUCUAAAAAAUCUUUCAACCACAAGAGGGCACCAGGUGCCCCUUUGCUGGGAGUUGUUUGAAGUAUUGUACAUGACAGGUGUUGUACAUGAAAUUAAUGAAAGAGUAUAUUUUAAAUAUAUUGUUUUUAGCAUUUAACAAAUAUGAAAUUACAGUAAAUUUAAUUUGUCCUACUUAAAUGUAUGAUAAGAAGGAAAAGAAAUGCACUUGUAAACAGAAUGUUUAUUACUUCAUAAGUACAUCAUGUAUAGUAUGAAAGAGAAGACAUUAAAAAAAUAAUUAUUUUUGAGCAAGGAUAAAAAACAUUGCUAUGUGUUAAAGUUUCUACUUGCUGAAGAGUAUUUCACUUCCUGUGUACUGUAAUUGCUUUCAAUUAGUUUGCUUUACCAUUGUACUUGCUAUUAUUACAGGGGAAAUAUAUACUGUAUAUUCUUCCUUACAGAAGAUGUAACUAGAAAUUUUGCCCAAGAAAAACAGCCAGAAGCAAAGAAAAUAUUUCAAUCCUUAGUUGCUUCAUAGGUUUUCAUGACAUUUUGGUGUUUUCAUAGCUUGUGAGUAGCACUUUAUACUUGGGUUGCAUAUUAGAUUUUUAUAUGCUUAAGCUCAUCCAUCGCGUAAGAAAAUAAAAAUCACAUUAAAACUGAAUUAUUCUAGAAACUUGUGUAAACUAUUGGUCAUUUCAGUUGGGCAUUUUAUAUGAAAGUUACAUUUUUGUUGUCGUUGAGGUUUGUUGGCUACCAUUUCUGGCUUCCUUUCUUUGGUUUUGGAAUAAGUCCAAGAGGUUAUUUGUAAGCCCAGUAGCAUAUUUCUUUGAUAAUUUAGCUUUUACUGAAUCCUUUGCAGUGAAGAAAGCUGGUUCAUCAGUGACUGAUCACUUUCACUUCACUGUAUGAGCUGGAAAUUUAAUUUUAUAUGAGAGCUGUCGCAAACACAUCUGUAUAAACAAGGAAUGUAAGUGUCGGCUUAAAUUGGAUCAUUUUACUUUUUGCCAUGCAUCUGUACUGUACCAAAAGUGUUUAUAUGUCUGCAAAUUAAAGCUAUAUAUUUUCAUAAUUUCUUUCUCAUUUUUACCAUUUUAUAUCUGAACUUGGGAUUGUUCUUUCACUGAAGUGCCUGUUAGUGGCAUUCAUUUGCUUCUAGGGGUAAAUGUGGGUAAAUCUAAAGUAUUCUGCUAUGCUAAAGUUUAUGUUAAACUAAUUCAUGACUCAAUUAAAUAUUGAGAAAAU